CAGAUCUGUUUAUUUUUAUAUUUUUAAAUUUAAUUUUAUUUUUAAUUUCUGAAAGGGAAAGACUUUGCACUGUUGGUUUUUGGUCUUAAGUCCUCUUGAGCAGUUGGAAGAUCGGAAGUGUUCAUGUGGUUGAGAAUCCAAGGAGGCUGAAACUAAUUCUCCCAGGGCCAGAACCUGCUUCUCUGAGCCAAGGGAAGGUUCUCAGCUGUGCUGUCCUCCACAACUUGCUAUACAUGUAAAUAACACCCCGGAAGGCCAUUGGUUACUAGCAACCUGUUAUCUGGAAUGUGCUUUAGAAAGAUCUAUCUGGAAAUCCUUCAUGAAUGGGAAAAUGCUUUUAAAAACCAAAGAUUUAAUAUAACAACCGGGUUUGCUGAGAGGAAAUAUUUCCUAUGAGUUACAAAUGGACUCAGUGACCUUUGAGGAUGUGGCUGUAUACUUUGCCAAAGAAGAAUGGAGCUUACUGGGUGCGUUUCAGAGAAACCUCUACAGAGAUGUGAUGCUAGAGAACUACCAGAACGUGGCUAUCCUAGGAGUUCAGCUUGUCAAACCCAGCCUGGUCUCUUGGUUGGAGGAAGUAAAUUCGUUGACUGUAGUGCAAGAAGGCAUUGUCCAGGAAUGGAAAGUGGACCUUGAGACAAAAGAGACAGAACUUCAGCUGGAUAGUUUUUGGUCAGAUAUAUCAAAGGAGAUACAACGGAGAAGAUUAACAAAGGCUGGAAGCUACAAUGGAGGGGAGCUCUAUGACUCUAAAAUGGGCAGAAAAUUCUUCAGUGAACACCCAUGCCUUCAGACACACAUGGAUAUUCAAAAUACAGAGAAGAUUUCUGAAUAUAAUUGGUACAGAAAAGACCUACUUCCUUCAGCCAAGAAAGCCUCUAUUGAUGAGAAACUUUCAGUGUUGACUCAAUGUGAAGAAGCCUUUUCCCUGAAGCCAAGCAUUGCUUACCAGAGGACGUGCAUUCUGGACAAUUCCUUUGAAUGCAGUGAUUGUGGAAAAGCCUUUAUUAAUCAGUUGCUACUUCAGGCACAUUGCAGAGCUCACAGUAAAGAAAAUUCUUAUGAAUUGGAGCAAAGUAAGAAAGCUUUUACUCAAUCUACAAAUUAUUCUGCUUUAGAGAAACACUAUGAAGGUAAAGAAUGUGGAAAAGCCUUCACUGUACACUCAGGUCUUACUACACAUGUACAAAGUCAUAACAGGCAGAAGUCUUAUGAGUGUACAGAGUGUGGGAAAGUGUUUGGUAAAUGCUCAGGGCUGAUUGAACAUGUGAGAAGUCAUAUAGGAGAGAAACCUUUUAAAUGUAGCCAAUGUGAAAAGGCUUUUGCUUCUUCAUCUUAUCUUACUGCACAUUUGAGAACUCAUACUGGAGAGAAGCCCUUUGAGUGUACAGUAUGUGCAAAAGCAUUUACACGCUCCUCCUACCUUCGAAUUCACAUGCGAACUCAUACUGGAGAGAAACCCUAUGACUGUAAGGAGUGUGGGAAAACCUUUGCUGUGCGCUCAUGCCUUAAUAAACAUUCACGAACACACACUGGGGAGAAGCCUUAUGAUUGUAAGGAAUGUGAGAAGGCUUUUACUAGCUUUUAUCAGCUAACUGAACAUAUGAAAAUCCACACUGGUGAGAAACCCUUUGAAUGUCAGGUGUGUGCAAAAUCAUUUAGGAAUUCCUCAUGCCUUAAGAAGCACUUCCAAGUUCACACUGGAAUAAAACCAUACCAAUGUAAGGACUGUGGGAAAGCCUUCAGUGGACGAACUAGCUUUACCACUCAUGUGUUGACUCACACUGGGGAGAAACCUUAUGAGUGUAAGGAAUGUGGGAGAGCCUUUAGUACAUCCUCAGGCCUUAUUGAACACAUAAGAAGUCACACAGGAGAGAAACCCUUCGAAUGUUAUCAGUGUGGAAAGGCCUUUGCAUCUUCCUCAUACCUUACUGCGCAUUUGAGAACUCACACUGGAGAGAGGCCAUUUGAGUGUACAAUGUGUGGUAAAGCAUUUACACGGUCCUCCUAUCUUUGUAGACACAUGAAAACUCACACUGGAGAGAAGCCCUGUGUAUGUAAAAAUUGUGAGAAAGCAUUCAGUGGGUGCUCAUGCCUCAGCAGGCAUAUAAGAACACACACUGGAGAGAAGCCCAAUCUGUGUUAGCACUGUGGAAGAGCAUUCAUCAGCUUUUCUUAACUUACUGAACUCAUUCAUAUUGGUGAGAAGCCUUUUGAAUGUCAGAUAUGUACAUGAUCCUUUAGAAAUCCUACACGCCUUAAGUUGUGCUUCUGAAUGCACACUGGACUAAAACCAUAUCAAUUUAAGGACUAUGGAAAGGACUUAAGUGUCCACACUGGCUCUAAUAUACGUGUACUGACUCACAGUGGGGAAAAGCCAUAAGAAUGCAUUGAAUGUGAGAAUGCCUUCACUCCUUCCUCACCUUUCACAGCUAAGAAGUCACACAGGAGAGAAGCCUUUUGAAUGUCACCAGUGUGGAAAGCCUUUGUUUCCUCCUCAUCUCUUAAUGUACAUUUGAGAACUCACACUGGAGAGAAGCCCUUUGUGUGUACAGGAUGUCACAAAGCCCCUACUUCUGUAGUCACAUGAGAGUGCAUGCUGGAGAGCCAUCCUAUGUAUAUAAGAACUCUGGGAAAUCCUUUACUGAACGCUUAGCCCUUAUUAAACACUGCAGAAAACAUACUGUAGAAAAAUCCUGUGAAAGCUUCUACUGUUUACACUUGAACAGCUCUACACUCUAAAUGGAAAUAAUAUGAGAAAGGCAUCACUUAUUCUUCUGAUCAUAUGGGACAUAAAUAAUCACAGAGUGGAACUCUGAUUAAAGAAUGAGAAAGUUCAUUAAGAAGUAUGCACAUUCCCAUAUUCACAUUAUCACGCUCGGCACAGGUAGUCAGCUGUCCUAGAAGUGCUUAACAGAUGUACUGUUCUUUCUGAUUAUGGGUCCCAGUGCUCACGUCAGUCCACUCAUAACAUCUGAAACUCCAGCUCUAGGGAGAUCUGAUGUUUCUGGCCUCUGUGGAUACUUGUACUCAUAUGUCCUUAUGGUACUAUGCACAUACCUCAUACUCAGACAUACACAUAAUUUAACAUAAAUCAUAAAAAUUUAUGAGGGCUUCACAAUCAAGAUGCUCCAUGAAGGUAGUGAAAUACAAAAAGUCAGCUCACAAUCUGACAAAUAGACCACACAAUGUAACAUGGAAACAUCAUUAUUUCCUUAGGUUUUGCUAAGUAUGUGAACAAUUACAAUAAAGCAAAAUACUAUUGAUAUGUGA
This is a messenger RNA of Grammomys surdaster, 3273 nucleotides long. Its product is annotated as zinc finger protein 26-like. The coding region runs from base 404 to 2146 and encodes 580 amino acids. The record is from RefSeq and is a predicted model, not a curated record. NCBI's taxonomy places the organism in Eukaryota, Metazoa, Chordata, Mammalia, Rodentia, Muridae. The transcript has 7 exons. Gene Ontology annotation, biological process: regulation of DNA-templated transcription.